Fusarium poae is the source of this 402-nucleotide messenger RNA. RefSeq lists its product as uncharacterized. The transcript is spliced from 3 exons. Lineage: Eukaryota; Fungi; Ascomycota; Sordariomycetes; Hypocreales; Nectriaceae. The record is from RefSeq and is a predicted model, not a curated record. Gene Ontology annotation, molecular function: DNA-binding transcription factor activity. Gene Ontology annotation, cellular component: nuclear chromosome. Bases 1 to 402 code for a protein of 133 amino acids. Gene Ontology annotation, biological process: meiotic cell cycle; positive regulation of transcription by RNA polymerase II.
AUGACUGGUCGACCCCUCUAUCUCAACCACUACCCAGUCCACAACCAGUGGCAAGUCCCCACCCAGGAAAGAGGGUUGCCUUAUCUCCUACCAUGGAAUCCUUCUCUGCCAAUUAACCUAUCCCUGUCCGAGGACGAGAGAAGCCCCAAUCGCUCCAGUGCCGAGCUGCAUAGUCCCAACUCGGGCAAGGGUUAUACCACAUCGGGGGCGAAUCGAGAAAACAGUCCUGCGGACGAGGGCGCCGAUCCCUUGUACGAAUACUUCCCACUGACUGUGGAUGAUUGGAUGCCGCCUGUGGAUGCUGUGUAUCGGCCACACGUGGUUCAUCACACGAUCAUGCCACCUGAGAUGAAGGCACAACAGCUCAAGAGCAAGGCCAAACGGUACUUUGCGUCAGACUGA